AUAGCGGACCCUCCUCAGGUCUCUCUGUCACUCUCCUAAAACUGUGGACUGGCUGGUUCAUUGUCUUCCUUUUCUAUUCGAACCUGAACAGACACGUGUAGGCAGAUGAUGGAGGGCAGUGACCAGACCCUUGAGAGCGCCAAUGAACAAGUCAAUGGCAUUGAGGAGCAGCCAAAUGACCCCAUGGAGGACUUCAGCAGGCAACUUGAGGAUAUAAUCAACACGUAUGGAGCAGCGUCCAACCUGAUGCAGGAGCAGAUCUCCAUCCUGGAGUCUGAGGAGAAGAAGGCUGAUGACAACGCAGAGCCCAAAGAAGCUUCUGAGAAGGAGCAGAGAGCUGAUAAGAAACUCCUCAAGGGCCUGGGUAAAGACGCUGCAUCCUUAUUGCAAAGUCUGAACAAGCUCGGCUCACCAGAAGAGAAAGUGGAAAUGGUGUUGAGGAAAUACACCGAGCUGGUGGAGGAACACAGGACUGAGAAGAAACAGCUGGAGCAGCUUCAGCAGAAACAGGGUCUUCUGGUCAAGCAGAGAGAUCAGCUUCAGUUCGAGCACAGUCGUGCCAUCCUGGCCCGCAGCAAGCUGGAGAUGCUCUGCAGGGAGCUUCAGAGACAUAACAAGACACUGAAGGAGGAGAGUAUGCAAAGGAUGCGGGAGGAUGAAAUGAAGCGGAAGGAGAUCAGCACUCAUUUCCAGAGCACGCUGGUGGACAUUCAGUCUCAGAUCGAGCAACACAGUAACCGCAACAACAAGCUGUGCCAAGAGAACAGCGAGCUGGCCAGCAAACUCAAGACCAUCAUAGAGCAGUAUGAGCGGCGAGAAGAGACUUUAGAGAAAAUCUUCAAACACAGAGAUCUACAGCAGAAAGUGUCAGAUGCCAAGCUGGAAGAAGCCAACAUACUGCUCAGACAAGCUGAAGAGAAGCACAAGAGAGAGAAAGAAUAUUUGCUUAGAGAUGCUAUUGAAAAAACAAAGAAAUGCUACACAAUGAGGGAGCAGGAGUUACAGAUGAAGAAACAGCUUGUGUUGUACUCCCAGAAGUUUGACGAGUUCCAGAACACAUUAGCAAAAAGCAAUGAGAUAUAUGGCACUUUCAAACAGGAGAUGGAUAAGAUGACAAAGAAGAUGAAGAAGCUGGAAAAGGAGUCAAGCACAUGGAAGACCCGGUUUGAAAGCUGCAAUAAAGCUCUAGUUGAAAUGAUUGAGGAGAGAUCAGAAAAGGGCAAGGAGUUUGAGCUCUUCACUUUAAAAAUCGACCGUCUGGAAACUCUGUGCAGAGUGCUGCAGAAUGAAAGGAAAGGUUUGUACGACAAGAUUAAAGAAAUACGACAUUCAGAAAAGGAGACCUUAGCACCUGAAAUGGACAUGCCCCAAGUAGAAGAUCUUCCAGAGCUCGCUCAACUUCCUAUCCCGGCUCUCAACCCCGUGUUCACCGCAGAGAUGGAGAGGCUGCGAGUGGAACAGGCCCGUCUGCAGGAUUUUGCAGCCUCCUUGAUAAGACCCAUAGCAGAUGAUGCUGUAGAAUCGGAUAGUGAGGAAGAGGAGACAGCACAAGAGGAUCCAGCGAUCGCUGAGACACCCCAACUUGAGUCCAUUGAACCAAUGGAAAAACAGGAGUCGACACAAGAGGAGCCCUCUACUGCUGAGACACCCCAACUUGAGUCCAUUGAACCAACGGAAAAACAGGAGUCGACACAAGAGGAACCCUCUACUGCUGAGACACCCCAACUUGAGUCCAUUGUACCAACGGAAAAACAGGAGUCGACACAAGAGGAGCCCUCUACUGCUGAGAUACCCCAACUUGAGUCCAUUGUACCAAUGGAAAAACAGGAGUCGACACAAGAGGAACCCUCUACUGCAGAAGAAAACAAACCAAAGUUUGUUACUGUAAACAAAGAGAAGCCAUUAGAACCAACAAAUCCUGAUCCAGCCAUCCCUGAGAUGGAAUCCAUAGUUCCUCAAGAGCCUCUACAACCAGAGAUCACAGAAAAACAGACAGAAAAACAAGAGUCUGCAAAAGAAGAACCAAGCAAGGAAGAGGUGACGAAAGAAGAAGAGGAAUCCACUCAGCCAAAGCCCGUCAUGAAAGAAGAGGAAAAAGAUGAAGCUGUUAAACCUGAGCUACCUGAACCAGAACUGCCCAAACAAGAGCCCCUCAAAGAGGAGCACGCUCAGAAAGCCGCGGCUGCAUCUGAGGGAGCCAAAGCACCAGCGUCCAAACCUAAGGCCCCAAAAUCCCAAGAGGCCAAAGCGAAGGCCAGCAAAUCCCAGCCUAAAAAACAAGGUUCUGCCAAGAAGAAAGGUCCUGCUAAGGGGCCGAAUAAAAGCUAAGCCGAAAUGCUAAUGCUUUUAAAAAUUUCUAGAUCAGUUUGUUUGACGAGUGUCGUGCCGUUAAUGAGUUAAAAUCUAUAUAGAAGAUGACAGACACGUUCCUUUAAGAAAGUUUCAUUCAAGGAUGAAUUCCUAGCUUACUGAGUGUAAUAUGGACUUUUUUCAACUUGUAAUACUUUCUCAAGUACCCUCAAAUAAACAUCUGCUUUUCCUAAUCCUA
Pimephales promelas (fathead minnow) is the source of this 2548-nucleotide messenger RNA. It is a transcript of the gene txlnba, whose product is annotated as taxilin beta a. Gene Ontology annotation, molecular function: syntaxin binding. NCBI's taxonomy places the organism in Eukaryota, Metazoa, Chordata, Actinopteri, Cypriniformes, Leuciscidae. The record is from RefSeq and is a predicted model, not a curated record.